AUGUUCGCUCUAUUUCCCUGUUUUUUAUUAAUUACUCAUCUAAAGUAUUGUUUCAAUUCGUGUCCAUUGGAAUAUCGUUCCAUUGAUCCGAAUCAUUCAUUUUGUUCUCAACCAUUUCAAAAUGUCAUUGGACAGCGUGUUACUUCGUUUGAACGUGAGUAUAUUCUUUACAUGCAUAACUGCGAACGACAACGUGUGCAAGGGAUGAAUAUGGAGAAAAUGUACUGGAGUGAUGAACUGGAAGAAGUCGCUCUUAAGCACGCCCAAACGUGUAUGUUUGAACAUGAUAAACCAAAUCAACGUAGUGUACCAAGAAUUCCAUUGUCAACAGGACAAAAUUUGGCGAUGGGCUACGAGAAUUGGACUCAUGUCUUGGAAGGAUGGAUUGAAGAAAAAGAACAUUAUUAUCAUAGUUAUCCUGCUACGACUAUCUUUAGUCAUUAUAGUCAAAUGAUUUGGCAUUCAUCGACAUUGAUCGGAUGUGCUGCAGCAAUGUGUCCACCGUUUGGUUCAUAUAAUAUCUCCUGGCCUUUUUAUGUUUGUAACUAUAUCACAGGAUUGAUAAAUAGUAAUUAUCAUGCAGCAUUUCAAUUUGGCAUUCCUGGCUAUCCGUUAUAUGAUUGUCAAGGUAAAGUUUGUCUCUAUAAUGGUACUCUGAACUUACAAACAUGUCAAUGCGAAUGCUCGGCAUUUGCCAGCGGAGUUUACUGUGAAAAAUUAAAUUGUUCAAUGCUACCGGACUGUCCUUAUCAUUCAUCAGUAUCGUGUCUUGCGGUCAACGUUCCUUUGGAAUGUCCUCGACUUUGUGGUUUAUGUGAGAGAUAUGAAAUGUUGAGAAAUGUAUACGGUGAUGAAAAUCUAGCACCCAAUGCACCGAUUAUUAGUUCAAUUACAACUUCAAACGAGAUGAACGAAACAAUAUCUGAAGAAUUUGAACUUGUCACAACUACUGAGUUCGACACGACAUCGAGCUUCGAUACCACAAUCCACGAAAACAUCUCUUCAGUUUCAUCCACAAUGAAUAUCUCAUCACAGAUGCUAUUUUAUUUGUGUAUUAAAUAUUUAUUUGUUGUUUAA
Adineta ricciae is the source of this 1077-nucleotide messenger RNA. Lineage: Eukaryota; Metazoa; Rotifera; Eurotatoria; Adinetida; Adinetidae. The record is from the annotation of a GenBank genome assembly.